AGAAUUAUCCAUUUAACUAUCUGUGGCUACCUAGCGUUAACUACCACGUACAGUACAAGGCAAGGGCCUGAUGGUGGGUAUAAUGUAUUACGUUACAACAGGAAUCUGUUCCGAAUACUUCGUAAAGUAUAAGGUUGCCAACAAACAACGCAUACAAAGGAGAUAAAUUAAUCUAGCUAACGAAUAAGCAUCAACUCACCAAGUAGCUUAUUCAUGGGCUACCAGAGUGAGGACAGACAUUUUUUCGAAUAAACGUGGACCCCAAGAACUGUGUGGAGAACCUAUGUGUUGUGGGUGGAGACAGCAGGUCGUGGCUGUGCAACCCCCAAGACCGAAGUGGAGUCCUCAGAGCAGAACUGCAGCUGGAGCGAGCCUCAUACUUUGGAUACAUCGAUGGAACUGUGGAUCUGCGUUCAUUCAGAUUGAUGUCGGCCGGUCCUCUUGGCCCCUGGACCAGCCCUAUAUCACCCUGUUGCCAACAGCAACACUGAUGAGUCCAGCAGAAUCGCGACAGGGCACUGGGCUGACAGGAGUGAGAAUGUUCAAGAAAGGUGAUUUCCUGUCAGAAGGUGCAGAGGACAGCUGGGACCGGGUGAGAGUAACCUGCACCCAGCCUUUUAACAAGCGCUCUCAGUUUGGCCUGUCCUUCCUGCGCAUCCGCAGCCCCCUGGAGGAGAGCGAGGAGGGCUCCACACAGACUUGCAAAGAGAACCAUGGUCAGACAACCCCAGACAAAUCAGCAUCAGGUGUGAGAGAAUGGCUGUCGAGCCCUGCUGUGCAGAGAACCUUCUUUGGGGGAGCGAAAGGGGAGGGUGUGGUUCUGAGCCGGACAGCUCGUAUGGUCCUCACAGCGUCCCAGGCUGCCAGGCGUUCUCUUUCCCUUCCUGCCACUUCCUUGUCUCCCAGUCACACAUCAUCCUCUGGCACUCAGAAUACAGCAACCUCUUCCCCUCCCACAGCCAAGCCAGAUGCAACUACUCAUAUCCCCAACCAGGGAAAGCCAGGGGCUCAUACAGCUACACACAACAAAGGCAAGCCAGUUGGAAAUAUGGGAAAUAUACACCCUCACACAGCUUCAAUGGCUUGUUUAAGCACAGUUCGCAGUUCCAAGGAAAAUACUUCUCAAAGACAGCUGAAGAGAAAACCAAACUCCAAAAGCAGGCAGAACCAGCUGAAUGGCACCACCUCUAGUAAGCACGGAAAACCUGCAGUCUGUAAGAGGCCAAUAGCUACUCUACAACACACUGCCACAGCCCCUCAUCCUCACCCAUCUCCAGAGCCUCAGGACACUGGUGACCUUGAGACCACAUGCCCAAUAUGUGGAGUGUUCUUUACUGCAGAGUACCUGCCGCUCCACGCCGCCUCCUGCCAGCAGGUGGAGACCAGGAAGCUCCCUGGGGGGAUUGUGACCCCUGUUCCACGCCCCUUCCCUGUCUCUCCCGCCAGCCUAGAGGAGUCCAUGGUGCCCUGCCCUCUCUGCUCCUUCAAGUUCCCUCUGUCCCACAUCCAGAUGCACGCCAGCACCUGUGGAGACCCCGUGGACCCCCAUGUUAUCUGGGUGGACUAGGAAAGAAUGCAUUGUAUAGUAACACGUUUUUGCUUUUAAUCAGUGGGCAGUGCAGCAAACGUGGACAAUCUUUUGUUUUUAAUGUACUGUAUGUAUAUUUGUAUUUUACUGACUUGUUCUGUAGCUAUAUAUACCUGGACAAAUAAUGAAUCUCUCUCUGCCUACCUCUUCACCACUCUGCUCUGAAUGAUUGGUUCUCUCCUGAGCUCAUUGAAGGCUGUUUGUUAUUGCACUGUUUACACAUGCUAUGUGCUAAUGAUGACCUAUAAUAUAUUGUAUACUAUAAACCGCGUCAAUCAUAGACUGUUCAGUUCAUCUUUUUUCACAUAAUUGAAAUGAUCAAUUAAAUUAACUGUGAUUUA
Messenger RNA from Oncorhynchus tshawytscha (Chinook salmon), 1929 nucleotides. RefSeq lists its product as uncharacterized. Bases 284 to 1567 code for a protein of 427 amino acids. The transcript is spliced from 9 exons. Lineage: Eukaryota; Metazoa; Chordata; Actinopteri; Salmoniformes; Salmonidae. Gene Ontology annotation, cellular component: nucleus. Gene Ontology annotation, biological process: base-excision repair; single strand break repair. The record is from RefSeq and is a predicted model, not a curated record. Gene Ontology annotation, molecular function: damaged DNA binding.